AUGAGCAUUCCACCAAGAAGUUCAGCUCUUCCUCUCUUUCCCGUUCUGAUGCUAUGCUUCUUUAUCUUCAUCUGCUAUAAGCUCUUUCCCAAGUUAAUCCCUCGCUCCAUCAUGUCAAAUUACAUAAUUCCAACCGCCGCUCAUUUGACAUGGGCGUGGGAUUUCUUGCUUCACCAUUCCCUAUUUCCUAAUUCUCAUCACAAUAUGAAUGUGCCGAAAAAUGGUGAUCAGGGACUAAGACUAGGGCUCUACAGACCCGAGCCGGGGUCGAAGGAGGUGGCUGAGUGUGCAGUGUGCCUGUGCAAGAUUGAAGAAGGAGAAGAGAUAAGAGAGUUGAGGUGUGAUCAUAUGUUUCACAGAGAUUGCCUUGACAGAUGGGUUGGGCAUAGAAAUGGCACAUGUCCCUUGUGUCGCGGUUGCCUUGCUCCUCCACGAAUGGUGAAUGGGGUGGGAGAGGAAGUAAUAGUUUUCAGGUAUUGUUCAUUCAGUUCCAGUACUCGGUCUAUGUGGUGGCUGCGCUGAAUUCAUCAUCCCACGAUAAGCAACUUUAGUUUAAGAUUAAAGUAUUCAUGUAUUGGCAUUGUUCAGAGGAGGAGUUUCUUAUAUAGCUGAGUAUUAGGGACCUCCUCAUGUCCCUGUCGUUCAUCAAUAACCAUGGGGUUUUUCUCUUUCAAAGUCAGAAGCUAGAAAGAGUUAACAAGCUUUAAUUGUUCAAAAUUGUCACAGCUCCUAGCAGCCGAAAGGGACACCAAACCUCUGCCAUCUUCAAGAUGACAGUUUCCCCCAUUUGGGUUGGAAGAGGCUUUGGAGGGAUUGUAAUAGGAGAGGGUCAAUUCCUUUGUUUUCA
This is a messenger RNA of Vitis vinifera (wine grape), 847 nucleotides long. Its product is annotated as E3 ubiquitin-protein ligase RHA2B. Gene Ontology annotation, biological process: protein ubiquitination. NCBI's taxonomy places the organism in Eukaryota, Viridiplantae, Streptophyta, Magnoliopsida, Vitales, Vitaceae. The record is from RefSeq and is a predicted model, not a curated record. The transcript has a single exon. Bases 1 to 522 code for a protein of 173 amino acids. Gene Ontology annotation, molecular function: ubiquitin protein ligase activity.